Molecule: messenger RNA, 3388 nt
Organism: Mya arenaria
Lineage: Eukaryota; Metazoa; Mollusca; Bivalvia; Myida; Myidae
Product: solute carrier family 23 member 1-like
Exons: 14
Coding region: 73-2010 (645 amino acids)
Biological process (GO): transmembrane transport
Cellular component (GO): membrane
Molecular function (GO): transmembrane transporter activity
Source: RefSeq, a predicted model, not a curated record
CAGGUAAAACCAGGUGGAAAUAACAACAAUGUUAACAAUAACAACAGUGAAUACAAACAGCUGAGAAGUGAAAUGGUUUUUUCAGAUAUUGAAUAUGUGCCUCUCACCGAAAAGGAUGACGAUAACGAAUAUAAACAAACGACUGUUGCUCGUAAGGGCGAGACUAAGAGCAGGAAGAUGCAGUCAGCCAUCCUGUCCGGUCUGCAGUACAAGGUGGACGACAAUCCACCCUGGAUCUCCACAUUUCUGCUCGGAUUUCAGCAUUACUUGAUGUUGUUAAGCUCCAACCUAGCAACUCCCGGGAUCAUGGCGUCUAUAAUUUGCGCCAUUAAUAUACCGGAAACGAUGCACGUGCGUUCGGUGCUGCUUGGAAACAUGAUAUUCGCUUGUGGUGUGUGUACACUCCUGCAGACCUUUUUUGGAGCAAGAUUACCUAUAGUACAGUGUCCAGCAUUUGCAUACAUAGUUCCUAUGGUCGCUCUCGUGAAAAUACCCCGCUGGUCAUGUCCGGCCGCGGCAGAGGAGGGCCUAGUCAACAUCACAGCUAACGGGUCACAGCUAGCGGAUGACGCCGUUUCUAGCAACCAUGUAGAAAGAAUGAACCAGUUGACUGGUUCAAUCAUGGUAGCGGCCCUGCUUGAAAUCCUGAUCGGAGCUUCAGGACUGGUGAGCGUGUUACUGAAGUUUAUCGGACCUCUCACGGUGGCCCCGACAAUCAUGCUGAUGGGUCUCUCGGUGGCGGAAACUGGUUUCAACCUCUCGGGGAAGCAUUGGGGCAUCUCUGCAGCGACCAUUAUAUUGAUCAUCCUUUUCUCGGAAAUCAUCCCAAUAUUCGAGUUCAGCAACCCAUUCAGCAAGAACAAAGACCAGAAAAUACAGUUUGUUCUUCAUAAACUGUUUUCGGUAAUCCUAUCCACGUGCAUCAUGUGGUUCGUUUGUUAUAUACUCACCGCUACCGGUGCUUUUCCUGAAGAAGGUCACUAUGGUUACGAAGCUAGAACCGACAUCCGGUUGGAUGUAAUAAAGGAAGUUGCCUGGGUCAGAUUUCCAUAUCCAGGCUACUGGGGAACCCCGACGUUCAACUCUGGCUUCUUUAUAGCUAUGAUUGCUGGUGUUAUCACCUCCGUCAUAGAGAGUAUCGGAGAUUACUACACAUGCGCUAGAUUGGCCGGCGCUCUACCCCCGCCACCACACGCCGUUAACAGAGGUAUAUUUGUGGAGGGAAUUGACUGCAUCAUUUCAUCAGCCGUAGGUGCUGGAUUUGGGGUGACGUCAUGUAGCCAAAAUAUCGGCGUCAUCAGCUUAACGAAGGUGGGCAGUCGGCGGGUUGUGAUGAUGGCGGGUUUCAUCAUGGCGCUAUUUGGCUGUCUGGGUAAAUUCUCGGCGCUGGUCGUCUCAAUGCCCGACCCCAUCAUCGGCGCUUCCUUCCUCGUUCUCUUCGGGGUGCUGGCCGCAGUCGGGGCCUCCAACCUUCAGUAUGUGGAUCUCAAUUCCUCGCGGAAUCUCGUCGUGUUCGGUAUAUCUCUCUUCCUGGGUCUCUCCUUCCCUAAUUGGGUCACCGCCAACGAACAGCUCAUCAGAACAGGUAACGAGAACUUGGACCAGGUGAUCCAGGCGCUGCUCGCCAACAACAUGUUCAUGGGUUGCUUCAGCGCCCUCGUCCUCGACAACGUCAUACCCGGUACUGACGAGGAACGUGGUAUUAUCGUCUGGCGGGAAGUUCCCGAGGACACGGACGAAGACAGCGACGACGGCGACUACCAGAACCUCAACCUCUCGAUGAAGACGUACGAUCUCCCCUUCGGUAUGAAUCUCAUAAGAAGCCUCCGGUGGGGCAAGUACGUUCCAUUUUUUCCCACCUUCGAGGGAUUUGAUGAUCUUCGCUGUUGCCCCUGCAAGAAGUAUCAGCCCGAUCUGGAAGAAGUCGAGGUCGUCUUUAAAAAACAAUCCAUAAAUGGACUCGACAUUGAUACAGAUAAAGACAAUCACAGCCACCAAUCCGAGUUUUAAUGUGUUUUAUCAAAGCGCUGAAGGGAUGGAUGCGGCGAGGGCUCUAAAUUGUUCAUCAACAAUAACUUAUACAUAUAAGUAAUAGUUACUAAAGAUAAUGAUAAAUACAAUGUGCUUUAUUAGCAAAGCACUGAGGGUUUGAAGCCGGAAGGAUACUGUUAUUAAUUAGAGAACUAUAUACAGUGUGUACAACUCCAACAUUUUACAUUAAAUGGCUGAAGUAAUGUAGUCAGAGUUUAGAUCGAAGCACUGGGAAAGCUCAUCCGACGAGGGCCCUGCUAUCGACCAGACGACUACAGUUUUGUAUAGACAUAUCCAAGGAGUUUUUGCAAGAACAAAUGAACUGCGAUUACUGUUGUACUGUUCUAUUAUCAUAUUCAUAAGAAGUACAUGUACUAUAGUUCAUUCAUCACUCAUUCGAAUAAAAUAUUCAUCAACCAAUUGGGUUAAGUGAGGCAUGGUAUUCCAUAUUUAACAUUACACAUUGUAUAAACUAAACCAUCCUAUCGUAUGUAUAAAAUACUUGAAUAAUACAGUCAAACCCCGUUGUCUCGAUUACGCUUGGCUCGAAUUCCUCGUUGGCUCGAAAUGAAGAUGAAGGACACAUUUCUUUAUACUGUAUGUAAACACUCGCGCUUGGCUCUAAUCUUCGAGGCUCAAUGUAUUUUUGCCGGUCCCUGGGAGUUCGAGCCAACGAGGUUCGACUGUAUCUUCAAAAGUCAUAGAUAUUUUUGAAGGUCAUUUUUUUACAUGUUUCAUGCAUAUUUACUUUUUGCCGGAAUUGUACAUUUUCUAUUUUCUUAAAUAACUGUAAACAGAAAAAAACUUUUUAUUUAGUUAACACAUAGUUAAACAGUUGUUGUUCAGUUUUAUCUUUUAAAUGCCCCAUUUUUAGAUGGUCUUGAUACGACAUUUCGGAAAAAUUGUGAAUUCAAUAUGCAGCAUAUUGAUUGAAAUUGUACAUUCCAACUAUUUGUAGGUUAAAAGGGUGUACAAGAGUAUCCCGUUAUUAUAAUAGCACUAUGUUGGAAAAAAAUAGUAAACCAAUUUAUAUUAUGAUACAAAAAAAUAAUUUUUGUUUAUAUUUCUAAUAGCUUAAGGGUGACUUGUUACUUACUAGUGUAUCGUGAUUAAAAGCAUGAUUUUCAUAUUUUACUUUUGUUCUGUUUUUAAUGUUUGUUUUCUCCAUGGAUGUGAAGCUAGCAGUCUAGCAGUCUGGCAGUGCAGCAGUGUAAAUACACUACUAUGCGGAAACAUAUACUCAGAAUCAUGAAAUUAAAACAAUAAUGGAAAUAGUUUUUUAAAGUAUAUUACAUGUAAACUAAUUUAUACUGUUUUGGAAAGAAUGCCAGUUUUAUAUAAAUAAAUAUAAACAAUA